Messenger RNA from Bufo gargarizans (Asiatic toad), 2762 nucleotides. Its product is annotated as sodium- and chloride-dependent betaine transporter-like. Lineage: Eukaryota; Metazoa; Chordata; Amphibia; Anura; Bufonidae. Gene Ontology annotation, biological process: sodium ion transmembrane transport. The record is from RefSeq and is a predicted model, not a curated record. The coding region runs from base 151 to 1989 and encodes 612 amino acids. Gene Ontology annotation, cellular component: membrane. The transcript has 15 exons.
GACAAUCAAUCCUUUUAGUGCUGGAAGUAGCUGGGAGCAGGGCUGCUAGAUUCUCUGUAAAUAAGGCAUCGGGCUACUCCUACCCACUGCUGUGACUGCUGCUGCAAAGCUGUUGCUGUCCUGUGCUGCUGUGAGGGGGCUCUGAGGGCAAUGGGUCGAAAGAACUGUGAAGAGGCCUGGAAUGGGGCAGAGAAGUCAGAGGUUCUAUGUGCCUCGACAAAGGGUCCGGAGUCAGAGGCCGAAAUGGAGGACAGAGGGCAAUGGGGCAACAAGGUCGAGUUUGUCUUGUCUGUUGCUGGGGAAAUCAUCGGACUUGGAAACGUCUGGAGAUUUCCCUAUCUCUGUUAUAAGAACGGAGGCGGAGCCUUCUUCAUUCCGUAUCUCAUCUUCCUCUUCACCUGCGGCAUUCCGGUGUUUUUCCUGGAGACAGCGCUGGGCCAGUACACCAGCCAGGGAGGGAUCACAGCAUGGAGGAAGAUCUGCCCCCUUUUUGAAGGUAUUGGCUAUGCCUCGCAGGUGAUUGAAAGCUACCUAAACAUCUACUACAUAGUCAUCCUAGCCUGGGCGCUGUUUUAUCUCUUCAACUCAUUUACAGCUGAGCUGCCAUGGGCUAGCUGCAAUCACGUUUGGAACACAGAAAAUUGUGUUGAUGACCUUGGAAAUAACGAGAGUUUUACAGCAUCUUCAAAUGCUACAUCCCCUGUUGUGGAAUUCUGGGAAAAUAGAGCACUAGGUCUUUCUAAUGGGAUUGAGAACUUGGGAAACAUCCGAUGGGAGCUUGCUCUGUGUCUUCUUCUGGCUUGGAUAAUCUGUUACUUCUGCAUCUGGAAAGGGGUCAAGUCUACUGGAAAGGUGGUAUAUGUCACAGCCACAUUUCCCUAUGUGAUGCUAAUCAUCCUGCUUGUUCGAGGGGUCACUCUUCCUGGAGCAUAUGAAGGAAUCAUGUUUUAUCUGAAACCUGACAUCACGAGGCUCAAGGACCCUCAGGUCUGGAUGGAUGCUGGAACCCAAAUCUUCUUCUCAUAUGCCAUCUGUCAGGGUUGUCUGACAGCACUGGGGAGCUAUAAUAAAUACAACAACAACUGCUACAGGGACUGCAUUGCUCUUUGCUUCCUGAACAGCAUAACCAGCUUUGUGGCUGGAUUUGCCAUCUUUUCAGUUUUGGGGUUCAUGGCACGGGAGCAGGGUGUCCCAAUUUCACAGGUGGCUGAAUCUGGUCCUGGUCUAGCAUUUAUUGCCUAUCCAAAGGCGGUGACCAUGAUGCCAGUGUCUCCUCUUUGGUCUUGUCUCUUCUUCCUUAUGCUCAUCUUCUUGGGACUUGAUAGCCAGUUCGUCUGCGUGGAGAGUCUGGUCACCGCCAUUGUCGACAUGUUUCCUGAAGUGUUUCGAAAGAAGUACCGCCGAGAACUCCUCAUUUUAGGCAUUGCUAUUAUCUGCUAUCUGUUGGGUCUUAUCCUCCUGACUGAGGGUGGGAUGUACGUCUUCCAGCUAUUUGACUAUUAUGCAGCCAGUGGGACCUGCUUGCUCUGUGUUGCCAUCUUUGAAGUGGUCUGUGUUGGCUGGGUUUAUGGUGCUGACCGUUUCUAUGAUAACAUAGAAGACAUGAUCGGCUACCGGCCGUGGCCGCUGGUAAAGUACUGUUGGUUGAUAGCCACCCCUGCAGUGUGCAUGGGAACGUUCCUCUUCUCUCUCAUCAAGUACACACCCCUGAAGUACAAUAACCGCUAUGUGUACCCACCAUGGGGCUACGCCAUUGGCUGGCUUAUGGCCAUCUCCUCCAUGAUCUGCAUACCAGUGUAUGCCGCCUAUAUUACUCUGAAGACAAAGGGUCCAUUUACUCAGAGGCUGAAGCAGCUUGUCACUCCACACCCCGACCUUCCACAGCCCAAGAAAUAUGUCUCAGAAUUCAGCGAACUCCAGAAAAGUGGAGUCUUGGCGGUUAAAGUAACAGAUGGUCUCAUCUCGCCAAAUACGGAGACGCGAUUCUGAUACGGCUAUACUAAGGAAUUUGUACAGCCAAGGACUUUCCUACUCCACUACCUUAUCCUUCAUGAGGGUAUCUGGACACCAGCAGUCCAAAUCAGUCAUUUACUGCCCUUGACAACCCACUUCCUGUCCUGUCCAACAUAUUGCAUCAUUGUAACAGUGUGGGUCUUGCCAGAGGUCCCCUACUUCUCUGGGCCUCAUCCCACUGGACACAAUACUGUAGAAUCACUCCUUUUGUAAUUACAUUGGGUUUUAUAAUUACCUACAAUAUCACUCAUUACAUCCUCAUCCCUAUCUUUUAACCUGACCUCUUUUUUUUUUUUUUACCAGCAAAGGAAGGGAUGCUGUUUCAGAUAUCCCCCAUUAGGGGGCAAUGCACAUUUCAGCCUAGAGACUUACAGUAGGUGUAGCUAUCAGUAGCACUCGGCACACCAUACUGACCCUAUUAGUGACCCUAGGUAAAAUGUCUUAUGGUUUACUUGUGCCUUUCGAAAUACUAUGUUUUCUAAACCGUGAUGUUAUACGUAGAUGACACUAGUCUACUAAAACCAUUACAUGGUUUGUAAUGCUGCAAAUGACACCUUAGUGCAUACAGUGCCUGGUGCUGUUAUAAUAUCAAUAUAUCAAUGCAAACCCUGAACAGGACAUGCCCCGUCAGUUUGCACGGACCUGUGUCAGUGAUACUAUGGAUAUAGAUAUACUGUUGCAAUGAGGAUUAUACAGCUUUAGGCCCCAUGCACACGGCCGUUGUUCACGGCCGUGAGCGGUCCGUGGAA